Malaclemys terrapin pileata is the source of this 1452-nucleotide messenger RNA. Its product is annotated as ly6/PLAUR domain-containing protein 5-like. The coding region runs from base 76 to 1146 and encodes 356 amino acids. The record is from RefSeq and is a predicted model, not a curated record. Gene Ontology annotation, cellular component: plasma membrane. The transcript is spliced from 5 exons. Lineage: Eukaryota; Metazoa; Chordata; Testudines; Emydidae.
GAGCCUCGCCCCCUUGCACACAGCUGCACGGAUCCCAGGGGGUUUGCAUCUCUCUGAGCCGGGCUCUCUGGGGCCAUGGGGGGCCCUGGGGCGGGACGUGGGGCACCGGCGGUGGCACUGCUGGCAGUCCUGGCUUCUGCUCUGCUGAUCCCAGAGACCGGCUCCCUGCGCUGUCACAGCCACAGCUCCGUCCUGCUCCGCGACCGGGGGGGUAAACACCUCGACAGCGUCGUCACCCACAAUGGCACCGAGUCCUGUGCCCUGGCCCACAGCGCCUGCAUGGAGGCUGCCGUCACCCUCAGCGCAGGGGGCAUGUCCGUGACUGUGAUCCAAAGGGGGUGCAGAGAUGGACACCCCAAGGGAGGGACCGAACCCCCCGCUGCGCCCAGCAGAUUCCUCCACAUCCAGGCCGAUGUCCGCUACUGCCAGUCUGACCAGUGCAAUGCCAAGGGGCUCGGGCUGGGGCGCUCCGGCCAGGGCACAGCUUCAGCCCCCGGCGGCCCCACCCAGUGCUACGCCGGCCUGAGCCUCGGCCCCCAGCCCCACACUCUGGAGCGGGUGACGUGCGACGGGGACGACGCCCACUGUUACCAUGGCAAUGUCACCCUCACAGCAGGGAAGCUCACGGUGCCCAUCUUUGUGUGGAGCUGCCAGGCCCCGUCCUGCGCCGUGCCGCCCAGCCGCCACGUCGGCCCCCUGCACCUCAGCCAGGCCGGCGCCUGCUGCUCCGGCAGCUACUGCAACGGGCAGAGGGCCCUGGCACAGGUCUCUGGAAACGUCAGCGAUGACCCCCUCGCCAACACCACGGCCAGGAAAGACCACAAACACCCCGGGCGCAGCCACGGCACGGCUCCCACGAGGCCGCCCUACCUAGACGAUAGCACGGAGACACAAUAUCUGGACCCAGACGUCACCGUCUAUGACAACCGCACAGAGCCAUCCGACCCCGGCUACAAGGGGGACCUGCCCCACAGCACCCGCCCCCGCACCCGCCCCACCGAGCCCGGCAAGAAAAACAGCUACCCCAAAUCCACCACCCACCCCGGCCACAAGCACCCCAAUCCCGGGGCCCAGGGCUCCCAGGCGCCCGGACUACGCCUCUGCCCCCUGCUGGUGGUGCUGGGGAUAGCCCACCUGUGGCUGUGAGGGGGGCUGGGGACCAGGACGCCUGGGUCCUGCCCCCAGCUCUGGGAGGGGAGUGGGGUCUAGUGGGUUGGAGCAAGGGGGGCUGGGGUUGCCCCAACUCUUAGUAGCUAUGAGGAAGUCACUCCCCCGCCACACACACACAUUGCUUGCCUCAGUUUCCCCACAUUGAAAGGGAGGGCUCCCAGAGAUGGGGGGGGUCGCUCCCCAUUUCCCCGCAUUGCUGCUGAUGAUUUCAGUCCCCAUUAACCCCUUGUGGGGGCCCUGCCCUGCGCUCCCUCCCCCCACCCCCCCCAUCCUCUGUCUUUA